AUGUCUCAUCUUGAAAUUGAGAGAGCUAGAACGUUGAGAGAGAGAGAACAGAAAGAGAGAGAGUUAAAAGAAAGUGAGGAAGUCUCAAAUGAAGAGAGUUCUACUACAGUUAGAGGUACCUUGUUCCCUGAGAAAAGAAGUUCAGUUUCGUUAAAAUAUCCUAUGCUGACAAAGAGUAAUUACGCAGCAUGGGCUACAAAGAUGGAGGUCUUUAUGAUGGCUCAAGGAGUGUGGGACGCAGUUGAGUCACCUGGCCCAAUUGAUAGUCACAGAGACAAAAUGGCAUUGGCUGCCAUUUACCAAGGUCUAGGGGAAGAUACCUUUCUUCAAUUGGGUGCGAAGAAAACCGCAAAGGAAGCAUGGACUAUGCUGAGAACAAUGAACCUAGGGGCAGACAAGGUUAAAGAAGUGAGAACUCAGUCAUUGUGGAGUGAGUUCGUCGCAUUGAGAAUGAGCGACUCUGAGAAUGUUGAUGAUUUCUCAGGGAAACCCACGAUUAUUGUCAAUAAGCUGAGAAGCCUUGGCAACACUGUGGAGGAAGUAAAAGUGGUGAAGAAACUGUUGAGAUCAGUUUCACCAAAGUUUCUACAGAUCGUAGCCACAAUUGAAGAAUUCAGUGACCUAACCACCAAAUCAGUUGAGGAGGUGAUAGGUUCACUCAAAGCUCAUGAAGAAAGAUUGCUUAGCUGUGGUGGGAGAUCUGAUGAAACAGUUCUUCUUACAAGAGCUGAGUGGAAAGCUAGGGAGGAGGCUAAAAAGAACAAGACUGCUGAUACAAGAGGUGGUAGAGGCAGAGGACGUGGAGGACGCGGUCAUGGCAAAGUAAGACACAGUGGUGAGUCAAGCCGAGGCGGUGAUGAUGAAUCGAAAUCGCAAAAGAAGAAAUUCGACAAAUCAAAAAUCAAAUGUUACAGUUGUGGAAAAAUGGGACACUUCGCAUCAGAAUGCUCAUCGAAGGAGAGAGAGGAGUAA
Manihot esculenta (cassava) is the source of this 972-nucleotide messenger RNA. RefSeq lists its product as uncharacterized. The transcript has a single exon. Bases 1 to 972 code for a protein of 323 amino acids. The record is from RefSeq and is a predicted model, not a curated record. Gene Ontology annotation, molecular function: nucleic acid binding; zinc ion binding. NCBI's taxonomy places the organism in Eukaryota, Viridiplantae, Streptophyta, Magnoliopsida, Malpighiales, Euphorbiaceae.